Stegostoma tigrinum is the source of this 1717-nucleotide messenger RNA. It is a transcript of the gene rsu1, whose product is annotated as Ras suppressor protein 1. NCBI's taxonomy places the organism in Eukaryota, Metazoa, Chordata, Chondrichthyes, Orectolobiformes, Stegostomatidae. The coding region runs from base 118 to 870 and encodes 250 amino acids. The record is from RefSeq and is a predicted model, not a curated record. The transcript is spliced from 9 exons. Gene Ontology annotation, molecular function: protein binding.
CAGAAAGGAUUUGCCCUGUUGUUUAUUGCUGAGGCAGAAGGGAGGCAGCAAGAAGAUUUGGGAUAUUGUACCUUUUCUUACCUUGGUCUCUGAAACGUAACAGUGAAAAAAACAAACAUGUGUUCGCCUAGAAAGAAAAUGUCGAAAUCAUUGAAAAAAAUAGUGGAAGAAUGCAAGGAAAAGAAUCAGACAGAAUUGGAUUUCAGUGACAGAGGAAUCUCUAAUAUGCUGGACAUUUCAGGACUGUUCACUCUCUCUAACAUCACCCAGCUGGUGUUAAGUCACAACAAGUUAACAAGUGUUCCAGCAAAUAUCGCUGACCUGAGGAAUCUGGAAGUACUGAAUGUUUUCAACAAUCAGAUUGAAGAUCUUCCAACGCAGAUAAGUAGCCUACAGAAACUGAAGCAUCUUAACCUUGGCAUGAACAGGUUGAACUCUCUGCCACGAGGAUUCGGGUCUUUGCCAGCCCUGGAAGUGCUUGAUUUGACAUACAACAACCUGAGUGAAAAUUCUCUACCUGGCAACUUCUUCUACCUCACCACCUUGCGUGCACUCUAUCUAAGUGACAACGAUUUUGAAAUCCUGCCGCCAGAAAUUGCGAAGCUCACAAAGCUGCAGAUCAUCAGCCUAAGGGACAAUGACCUCAUAUCGCUCCCAAAGGAGAUUGGGGACUUGUCUCAGUUGAAGGAGCUCCAUAUCCAAGGAAAUCGACUCACUGUGCUUCCCCCUGAAAUGGGUAAUUUAGAUCUUACUGGUCCAAAACAAGUCUUCAAAGCAGAAAACAAUCCUUGGGUUACACCAAUUGCUGACCAAUUCCAACUAGGUGUAUCCCAUGUCUUUGAAUAUAUUCGUUCUGAAACCUACAAAUAAUACUAUAGGCUGCACACGUUUAGGAUGGUGAUUCUUGGUGACGUGGACUGGCUUAAUGAAAUCUUGCCUCUCGAGGACAAUCAGCAAUGGUGCUGUACUUUUAAGGUGAUUGGCAUCCUAGAGGACCAGUCAGAAAAUAACAGGAAGUGACACCAGUAAGAUGACCUUCUCCCUUGAGAAACCAAUCAGAAAUUGGGCAUUUAUCACUAGUCAACCCAAGACCGAUUAACUGUUGUAUGUUUACUGACAAUCUCGGCAGAGUUUAAGAAUGCCACUAACCAUGCACAGGGGAGGUGCCUGGAAAGGAUUAACAAGCAAGGAACUCUCAGUAGCCAGGCACAUUGUAAGAAGAAAAGACAGAAGAAGAACAUCAUUAAACAGAACAAAACAACAAAAGACAAGCGAGCCAGAAUUUGUAACCUGAUAUUCCAGAGAGCUUUAACUGAAUCCCCUGCCUAUGUUCUUUUGUACUUAUAUGAUCAAAUUAAUAAAUUAUGUGAAACUUGUAACAACAUACUUGUACUUGAAUAAUGUUAUAGCUAGGCAGGAAUGUAAGACAUCUUAUGAGAUAUUUUCAAUCAACCAAAAUCUCUCAUCAAUAUUUACAAUCUUCUCAGAUAAUUCACUGUCAGCUAGCUGUUAGCUAUGGCUUAAUUUAGGUCAUUCUUUUGUCUAGGUUAGUGGUCAGUCCCAUUCCUAGAUAUUAUUACAUACCUUUGGAGCAAGUGGGUCUUGAGCCCGCGUCUCCUGGCUGAGGUAAGCACAAUAUCACUGUGUAUAAGUGGUCCUAAACUUUUUGUAACUGUCUGUUAUUGAAAUUGAAUUAAAACUUGCAAUUAAACUUAAA